Perca fluviatilis (European perch) is the source of this 2710-nucleotide messenger RNA. RefSeq names its product kelch repeat-containing protein (gene krcp). The transcript is spliced from 13 exons. The coding region runs from base 203 to 1894 and encodes 563 amino acids. The record is from RefSeq and is a predicted model, not a curated record. Gene Ontology annotation, molecular function: protein binding. Lineage: Eukaryota; Metazoa; Chordata; Actinopteri; Perciformes; Percidae.
CAACAACAAAACACGCGCUCAUACUCUUACCAAGAACUCGCGCGGAGUUUAGAUAUUGUACACAUAUCUGUGGCGGGAGAUGUCGAACAGCGGGAGAUAGACAAUAUAUCGUUGUUUUGAUAUUUAAAAUAAUGUAAAAAUAAAAUACGAUAGCAGAACGAGUUGUGACAAUAAACGGCUUUUGCUGGAAGACAACACAAAGAUGGAAGAUUUCGGAAUAUAUGCGGUUUUCGGAGUAAACUGUCCGCCUCAAAGGCUGCUGAGUGCUGAAGGUUCGUGUAGGGUGUCUGUUGCAGUUCCCCCGAGUGUCCGCCAGGUGGUGCUGUUCAGCAGUGGGCCGUGGGGGGAGCGGAUCUGCGUCAACGCGGAGCUCAACGAUGCUGACCGGUUCCCCAUCACUAUUGGAAAACUGACUCCAUAUAACAAGUGCCUGUCAUGGGAGCAGUGGGAAGAGGAGACCUGGACAGACAGCGUCACACUGAAUGUCACUCUGGAAGGAGGAAACCUGGUAAAAGCAGAUUGGUCAGAGACGGAACUCCUGUCUGUAAAGGAAUACACACCAAAGGACACUGUGGCUCCCCUCGCAGCCCUGGAACUCAACGGCAAGAGGAAGAGAGCGCGAGUGUCUGAGGAAGACGGGGACGAGAAUAAGAUGACGAAGAGUGGGGAACAGGAGAACGUGUGUCCAAACGGCACCGUGGAGAAGACCACACCUGUGCGAAAGGCCACAGGUCAAACCAAGGGGGGCCAGAAGCUGUUCAGUAGUGGAGCAGAUGCAGCAAAGAUGAAGGGAACAGUUAAUGGAGCAGGACUGGUGCAGGGGAUUGUGGGAAGAACGCCUCCACAGAGUGCAGCCAGGACGAAGAGUAAGCAGGCCAAGACUCCCACACAGACCGCCCCAUUGGUCAGCCCGUCAGGUCGCUGGGGUCAGACUCUGUGCCCCAUCGAUGCUCUGACAGCUAUUCUGAUUGGAGGCCAGGGAUCCAGGAUGCAGUUCUGCAAAGAUCCCAUGUGGAAGCUCUGCACAGAGGACAUGUCCUGGGUUGCAGCGGAGACUCUGGCAGAGGGUCCAACACCCGAGGCCAGGAUCGGCCACACAGCCGUCUACGACCCGGACUCCCAGCGGAUCUUUGUGUUUGGAGGCUCUAAGAACAAGAAGUGGUUCAACGACGUUCACAUCCUUGACACACAGAGCUGGAAGUGGACCAUGGUGGAGGCUCAAGGCAAGGUUCCUCCUCUGGCCUACCACAGCUGCAGUAUGUUUCGGGGCGAGCUGUUUGUGCUGGGAGGAGUGUUUCCUUGUCCAAACCCAGAGCCAGACGGCUGCAGUGACUCACUGUAUAUCUUCGAUCCCCACCUCUCCAUCUGGUACCAGCCGAUUGUAACUGGCGACAAGCCAUCCCCCCGCUCAGGCCACUCUGCAUGUGUGAUGCAGCAGAGGAAGAUCUAUGUAUUUGGUGGAUGGGACACUCCUGUCUGCUACAAUGACAUGUACAUGUUGGACCUCGGUCUGAUGGAGUUUUCUGCUGUGAAAACAACUGGGAAAGCCCCCUCUCCGCGAAGCUGGCAUGGCAGUGCUGUGCUCUCAGAUACAAAGUUCUUGAUCCACGGAGGUUACAACGGAAACAACGCUCUCAGUGACACCUUCAUCUUUGAUAUAGACGCCAACAGCUGGACGGAGGUGACGCUCCCUCAGCUCUCUGUCCCCAGGGCGGGGCACUCCAUCAUCACCAUGGAGACGGACGGCCACCACCGUUUCUCAGGGCAGGAUGAAGACGUGGACGCGGGCUCCAUCAGCAGACGCCUGCUGGUGUUCGGAGGCGGAGACAACGAGGGCAACUUCUACUCCGACCUGACGACUGUCGCCGUGGAGGAUCUGCUCGCUGCUAUUUAAAGAGAGCGAGUCAGAGGUGAAUCCUCACUCCCUGACUGCUUGUGAAGCCAUUUUAACACCCCCCACAGAUCCUUUUUAUUAUUUAUAUUCCUAUAGUUUGUCUUUGUUUCCUUUUUGGCUGUGUGAGCCCUCUCUUUCUUUCUUUCUUUCUUUCUUUUUUUUUUAUUUUAUUUUUUUAAAGGUUUUAAAGAUGUUGGAGUUGGAAAGUGUACAGUUGAGGCAUUUUUUCUUGUUUCCAUGUAGUGCACAACAGGAAUAUGAGAGCUACUUUUUUUAACGAACAUCAAAGAGAAAUGUCCUCCGUCUCCUUGUGGUUCCAUAUGAAUUAGUCUUGCAUUGCCAGAUCUAUCUCCAUAGCACUGUCAGUGCUGGAGUAUGGGUCUGGCUGCACAGGUUAACAUUCUAAUAUAGGGGGGAAAACACUCUUGACUUGUUUAUUUCUUUAAACCAGUCGCCUCAGGCGGUGCUAAUCACCAGAUACAGCGACAGCGCCCUUGCAAAAUAGAUAGCGGAAGGGGAGGAGAUGAAUCAAAUGUUUUAUGUACAUAGUUCAAAGCUUUUCAACUUGUUCCUCAGGUCAAAUGUAUAUUUUUGUUUCUGAUAUAUUAUUUUCUUUCACUAAUGAAUAAGUGGAGCUUUUAGAAGCCUCGAUAUGCGGAAUAUGUUUCCUCUGGAUAGCUGCACGUGCAUUAACUGUAUGUUAGGCUCAAAAACAUGGUAAUGUCAUCAUUUCCAAGAUCUCACUUCAUGUUACUGUGCAUUGGCACUCGGCUUCUUUCUUUACCUAAUAAUAAACAUUUGAUUUUCUACACUGUA